AUGGAAGAAGACUACAUGCCUCGGAUAAAUUCAAAUGGAACAAAUGGAUACAGACCCUCGGAACGAAAUAUGGAUUACGAUUAUGAACAACGAUUAAAAAUACGACUAGGCUCAUGGAAUAUAAGGACUCUAUUGCAGCCUGGUAAAAUGAUGGAAGUCGCUCAGGAACUAGAAAGGUUCAAAUUUGACGUAGUUGCGCUGCAAGAAAUGAGAUUCAAAAAUCAAGGCAAAAUAGAGAAAAGAAAUUUUGAUUUGUAUUACUCAGGAAAAGAUGACAAACAAGGACAUGCGGGUGUGGGCUUUUGGGUAAGCAAAAAAUUCAAAGAUAAGAUACUCGGAUUCACCCCAAUAAAUGAACGUAUAUGUAAAAUAAGACUAAAAGGAAAAUUCAAUAAUCUGACUCUAAUUAGUGUUUAUGCACCCACUGAAGAUGACGAAGAAAUUAAUAAAGAUGUUUUUUAUAAUAAAUUAGAAGACGUUUGUGGAAGAGUAAAUAAAUAUGACACCUUAAUGAUUAUGGGGGACCUGAAUGCGAAAAUUGGUAAAGAAGAUUUUCUAGGAAAUGUGGCAGGCCGUCAUACAUUACAUGAAGAAACAUCACCAAAUGGGCUUCGACUUUGCCAAUUAGCUGAAAGCACAAAUACUUAUAUUAUGAGUACAUACUUUAACCACAAGAAAAUUCAUAAAGGUACGUGGAAAAUCCCUGGGACGAGUAAUACAAACCAAAUUGAUCACAUCCUGAUAAAUAAAAGAAGAAUAUCGUCGUGUGAAGAUAUUAGAGUAUAUAGAACACCCAACUGUGAUAGUGACCACUACAUAACGGUAGUAAAAUAUAAACAUAGAAUAAGUAAAUGUGGACGAGUGGCUAGAACACGACAAAAGAAAUGGGAUAUUGAUAAAUUAAAGAAUGAAGCCUACAAAGAAAGAUAUAAAUGCGUAUUAAAUAAUUUUAUUGAAUCUAUUGAAUCUAAUGCAGUUGAAGAAAAUGUUGACGAAAUGUGGAAUAAUACCAAAGACGCUAUUAUACAAGCUACCGAAGAUGUUAUAGGUGAAAAACAACAUAGACGAAAUGAAGAUUGGUUUGACGCAGAUUGCGAGAGAGCUAUAAAGGAAAAAAAUGAUGCGAGAGUUGCAUGGAUGCAAAGAAAAACUAGAGCGGCACAAAAUGAAUAUAAUUCAAAGAGAAAAAUAGCUAGUAAAAUAUGCAGACGAAAAAAGAGAGAGUCAAUAAGAAAUAGAUUCAUACAAAUACAAAAUGACUUCAAUGAAAAAGAAACUAAAAGGUUUUAUAAAAAGUGUAAACAAGAAAGACGAGCCUUUCAGCCUAAAUUGACGAAUAUAAAAAAUAAAAAUGGAAUAAUGUUGUCUGAAGAAAUGGAAAUAUUAAACAGAUGGGAAGAAUAUUUUAAGGACAUGCUAAACCCAAAUGAUGAUGACGAAAUAAACAUAGAACACACAAAUAAUAUACCUGAAAUACCCAGUGAAUGGAAUAUUGGUAUAAUUUUACCAAUUCAUAAAAAAGGGGCUAAAACGGACUGUUCAAAUUAUAGAGGAAUAACGCUAUUAAAUACUGCUUAUAAGAUAUUAGCAAAGGUAAUUGCCGAAAAAUUGACAAUCUACGCAGAGCAAAUAAUCCCAGACUAUCAAUGCGGUUUCCGGCCAAACAAAUCAACCAUUGACCAAAUAUUUAGUAUAAGACAAACAAUGGAAAAGUGCGCUGAAUUUAACAUGGACUUGCAUAUGCUAUUUAUAGAUUUUAAACAAGCUUUUGACUCGGUAAAACGUGGUAUAAUAGAAAAUAUUUUUGACGAAUUGAGAAUACCUAAAAAACUGACGAAUUUAAUAAUGAUGACACUGCAUAACACAAAAGCAAAAGUUUUGGUACAAAAAUCUUGUACAAAUAUAUUUGACAUCACAUCUGGAGUUAAACAAGGAGACGAAAUAUCAACCAUCAUAUUUAACCUGACCUUACACUACGCGCUAAGGGACCUACAUAUCGAAGGUAAUAUAUUUACGAGGCCCUACCAGAUUUAUGCUUACGCUGAUGAUAUCGCCAUAAUGUCAAGAAGUAAACGUGAUUUAAUUGAAAUAUUUACAAGGCUUGAUCAACAGACUCGAAGAAUUGGAUUGAAAAUAAAUGAAAAUAAAACAAAGUACAUGAUAGUAUCGAGAUCAAAUACAAGAAGAGUGGCGCAAAAUAUUACUAUUAAUGACUACAAUUUCGAAGGUAUAUAUAAAACAAUUCUGAGACCAAUUCUAAGUUAUAGUUCCGAAACUUGGACAUUAUCACAAAGUGAUAUAAAUGGUCUAAGAGUUUUUGAACGAAAAAUGUUGCGAAAAAUAUUUGGGCCGAAAAGAAACGAAAAUGACGAAUACGAAAUUAGAACGAACCAGGAACUGAUGGAAUUAAUUGGCAAUGAGGACAUUAUUGGAUAUAUAAAAUCCCAAAGACUGCGCUGGGCGGGGCACUUAUUCAGAAUGAACUCUGAUAGAGCUCCAAAAAGAAUUUAUGACGCAAGGCCCCUACUCAACAGAUCAAGGGGCAGACCGAGGUUAAGAUGGAAAGACGAUGUGAUAAACGAUUUAAACAAAUUACAAGUUAACAACCUAAUUAACGCAGUAACGGACCGAGCAGAAUGGAGGCGGAUAGUCAAUCAAGCUAAGGCUCACGUCGGGCUUUAA
Messenger RNA from Condylostylus longicornis, 2682 nucleotides. RefSeq lists its product as uncharacterized. Bases 1 to 2682 code for a protein of 893 amino acids. NCBI's taxonomy places the organism in Eukaryota, Metazoa, Arthropoda, Insecta, Diptera, Dolichopodidae. The transcript is spliced from 3 exons. Gene Ontology annotation, molecular function: catalytic activity. The record is from RefSeq and is a predicted model, not a curated record.